Messenger RNA from Emiliania huxleyi CCMP1516, 792 nucleotides. Its product is annotated as mitochondrial uncoupling protein. Lineage: Eukaryota; Haptophyta; Isochrysidales; Noelaerhabdaceae. The transcript is spliced from 4 exons. Bases 1 to 792 code for a protein of 263 amino acids. The record is from RefSeq and is a predicted model, not a curated record.
AUGCCGACUCGUCCAGGCGCUGAGGUGCUCGCCUCUGGACUUGGCGCCGCCGUCACCGACACACUCUUCAACCCGCUGGAGAUGCUCAAGGUACGGGUUCAAACGUCGGAGACGACCGCGCCCAGCGCCGCCCGCGCUGUCUAUGCAAAAGGCGGCCUGUGGCUGCUGUGGUCUCCGGGACUGCAGGCGACGUGGGUGCGCUCCUUCUGCGUGACCGGGCUGCGCGUCGGCCUCUACCCGACUGCGCUCGUCGGCGCCGACUCGCUGGGACAAAAGCUCGCUGCCGGCGCUGCGACCGGCGCUCUGUCCUCCGCGCUGGCCAACCCGAUCGACAUGGUCGGACUGCCGACGCGGUACGCCUCCACCGCGGCCGCCGCGCUCUCCAUUGUGCGCGGCGAGGGCGGAGUCGGCUCGCUCUGGCGCGGGCUGGGCGCGACGGCGGCGCGGCAGGCGCUGCUCUCCUCGGGGCAGCUGGCCUCGUACGACGGCCUGAAGCAGGCGGCUCGGGGCGCCGGGGCGACGGAGGGCACUCCGCUGCACGUGUGCUGCGCCGCGGCCAGCGGCUUUAUCGGGCAGCUCUUUUGCAUGCCGGCCGACGUGCUGAAGGUGAAGGUGCUGAGUGGCGACCACGGCUCAGUCUCCGCCUGCUUGCGCCACACCCUGCAGCACGAGGGGGCGGCGGGGCUGUACCGCGGCUUCUUGCCGGCCGUUGUGCGGCAGUGCCCCGUCAUCUUGGUCCAGAUGCCUUUGAUCGAGCAGAUCCGAUGCGUGGCGGGGCUAGGGCACAUCUAG